Messenger RNA from Arctia plantaginis, 750 nucleotides. Lineage: Eukaryota; Metazoa; Arthropoda; Insecta; Lepidoptera; Erebidae. The record is from the annotation of a GenBank genome assembly.
AUGAUAUUAACGAGUUCCGUACUUUAUAGAUAUGAAAGGCACAGCAUUGUGGAGUGGUUUAUAAUGGAUACUCGACAGGUUUCAUGGAUGAGAAAAAGGGAUCUUCACAUUCUAACAUCACACAUCUUUACAUACACCGGGGACGCAAGGUUUAGUGUGCUGCACCCUGAACCUUCAGACGAUUGGGACUUGAAGAUUGACUACGUGCAGCCGAGAGACGCCGGUGUUUACGAGUGCCAGAUUAACACCGAGCCCAAAAUCAAUAUGGCUGUUAUGCUAACCGUUGAAGAUGAGUCCCUCAUCCCCGCGACCUCGGCCCCGCCCCGCUCCUCAGCUGCUGCGGCGACCAUAUGGGGCUCUCAGGAUGUGUACGUGAAGAAAGGCAGCACAAUAUCGCUGACGUGCUCAGUGAAUGUGCAUUCGUCGCCACCCUCCACAGCCUCAAUUUUAUGGUAUCACGGCAACUCCGUUGUGGACUUCGACUCCCCACGCGGAGGUAUUAGCCUAGAGACAGAGAAGACGGAAGGUGGCACAACCAGUAAGCUACUGGUCACUAAGGCUGCUCUCACAGACUCCGGGAACUACACAUGCGUGCCCAACAAUGCGCAUCCCGCGUCUGUAUCUGUCCAUGUGCUGAAUGGUGAGCAUCCAGCAGCGAUGCAAACGAGUAACCGAGCCUCGUCCUACCUCACGUCACAGUUGAGCUGUGCCAUCUUCACAUACCUGCUGUCAUCCGUCGUCUGCAGAUGA